This is a messenger RNA of Penicillium samsonianum, 1185 nucleotides long. RefSeq lists its product as uncharacterized. The record is from RefSeq and is a predicted model, not a curated record. The transcript has a single exon. NCBI's taxonomy places the organism in Eukaryota, Fungi, Ascomycota, Eurotiomycetes, Eurotiales, Aspergillaceae. Bases 1 to 1185 code for a protein of 394 amino acids.
AUGCCUCAUUUCAAUUUUCUCGCCAAGUUCGUAAUUCUGGCGAUCGCGUCUGUGACUAUCCUCUAUUUAUUGUGUACUUCUCAACCAUCUACAUGGCAUUUUAAUCGUGUUGCUGCCGGAUAUCAACAUGCGACCACCUACUACACCCGCCCACCCUAUAAAGGGAAACCGGCCGAGCUAGCUGAAGAACAACAGAGCUCAAUCUACCAUCCUACAGAGAGCGCCACGAGUGCAAAAGCAUUGACCGGAACGGAUACCGCCAUAGAGACCGCCGCAUAUCAUGUUCAGGACCCGCAUGAUCCUCAAGAGUCGGAAGAGCCUCAGGAAGAAUUCGAUGACAUCCCUGAAGAGACUCCGGAAGAGCGACACUGCUCCAAGAGUGGGACACUGUCCCCCAACCCGAUCCCAAAGGUCGUAAAUUUCAUAUGGCUCAAUCGGACUGAACUAUCCUUUGUGAGCUAUCUGGCUAUGCGGGCCGCACUAGUGUCUCUCCAACCAGACCGGCUGAAUCUACAUUAUACCGAUCUCAACGAUGACAAUGAGUGGUUACGCAAGCUGCACGCCAACAUCACGCUCGUCCACCACGACUUGAAGCAAGAAUAUCCGAAACAAGUCGAGGAGAAUUGGCACCUAGCACACGUCUCGGAUGUGAUGCGGCUAGAUAUACUACAACGCGACGGCGGGAUCUACUUCGAUACGGACAUCAUCGCUCUUCGGCCAUUUGACGGUCUUUUGCAUAGCCCAAAGGACACAAUUCUCGGAAAUGAGGGUCGUGACCGCUUCGGGCUCUGCAACGGCAUUAUUUUGGGGCGAAAGGGCGCCGCAUUCAUGGACCGCUGGAAGGCAAGCUACAGCUCCUUUGAGGUAGCCGAGUGGAACACCCACUCGGUCAUACUCCCAAAGGAGUGGUCUCUGACAUUCCCAGAAGAAAUUUGCACCUUGACACCAUCGGCGUUCUUCUGGCCAAGCUGGGAUUCUAUACAGUAUAUGCACGAGCUGCUUACUGACACCCAGGCCAGGAAGUUUGAAAAGACCCUUGCCAGCCACAAUGGUAGUAUGUACCCACAUCAACUCGCUUAUCAUGCCUGGCACCAAGUGGCGCCACAGCUGGAUGACUUAACGCCCGAGAUUGUAAUGACACGGAACACUCGGUUUAACAUGUUGGUUCGGCGAUUUAUAGAGUAA